AUGUCCUCCAUCCUCCGCCGCCUCCAAGGAGGAAACCUCGAAGUCUUCAAGUUCGGCAUGUACGUCCUCUUCCCCAUCGGUUGGAUGUACUACUUCGGCACGAAUCUCGACGAGCGCUUCAGCGUCCCCGGCUUCUGGCCCACAGCCGAACAAUCGCAUAAGAUCCCGCUGGAGAAGGAAGAAAUUGACCAAGAGCUGGCGCGUAUGCGGAUGGUUGAUGCGCUGAAGAGGGAGCGGCGUGAACGGCAGUUGGCGAGGGCACAGGAACUAGAGGCUCAAGCCAUGGCACAGUCGCAGGCGCAGAAUCAGUCGGGGUCAGAGUGA
Molecule: messenger RNA, 324 nt
Organism: Aspergillus mulundensis
Lineage: Eukaryota; Fungi; Ascomycota; Eurotiomycetes; Eurotiales; Aspergillaceae
Exons: 2
Coding region: 1-324 (107 amino acids)
Biological process (GO): mitochondrial respiratory chain complex IV assembly
Cellular component (GO): mitochondrial inner membrane; mitochondrion
Source: RefSeq, a predicted model, not a curated record